Messenger RNA from Micromonas pusilla CCMP1545, 2308 nucleotides. Its product is annotated as heat shock protein 70, mitochondrial precursor. Gene Ontology annotation, molecular function: ATP-dependent protein folding chaperone; ATP binding. NCBI's taxonomy places the organism in Eukaryota, Viridiplantae, Chlorophyta, Mamiellophyceae, Mamiellales, Mamiellaceae. Gene Ontology annotation, cellular component: cytoplasm; mitochondrion. The record is from RefSeq and is a predicted model, not a curated record. Gene Ontology annotation, biological process: protein folding. Bases 1 to 2199 code for a protein of 732 amino acids. The transcript has a single exon.
AUGCUUCAGGGUAUUCUCCGAAGCGCGCGCCGCGGCAAUGCGCUGGUGCGUCCCCCCGCGCGCCCCGAACGACGCGAUCGCGCGCGGACGAUCCAUCCGAUCGCGUCCGUCCGCCAAGCGCCGCGCUCGCAUCGGAAAUGCGGCGGAUCGUCCGCCGACGCGAGAUCCGCGUCCGCGACGCGACCUGACCACCCCCUCCGUCCUCCCGCCCGUUCCGUUCCCCCCUCCACUCCACAGCGCGCGUCCCGCGCGAACGUGAACGCCGCGUUCGCGGCCGCGGACGCGAGGUUCUCGACCUCCGCCCACCGCGCGGCCGGGAACGAGGUGAUCGGCAUCGAUCUCGGGACGACCAACUCGUGCGUCGCGGUGAUGGACGGAAAGAACGCGAAGGUGAUCGAGAACGCGGAGGGCGCGAGGACGACCCCCUCCAUGGUCGCGUUCACGGAGAAGGGUGAGCGCCUCGUCGGACAGCCCGCGAAGAGACAGGCGGUGACGAACCCGACCAACACGCUCUAUGCGUGCAAGCGUCUCAUCGGCCGCCGGUUUGACGACGAGCACACGCGGAAAGAAGCGCAGAUGGUGCCGUACGAGAUCAUCAAGGCGUCCAACGGCGACGCGUGGGUCCAGGCGGGGGGCAAGCAGUACUCCCCGUCCCAGGUGGGCGCGUUCGUCUUGCAGAAGAUGAAAGAAACCGCGGAGUCGUACCUCGGGCAUCCGAUCACGCAGGCGGUGGUGACGGUGCCGGCGUACUUCAACGACGCGCAACGGCAGGCGACGAAGGACGCGGGGAAGAUCGCCGGUCUGGACGUCCUGCGGAUCAUCAACGAGCCCACGGCCGCGGCGCUGUCGUACGGCGUGGACAAGAAGGAAGGCCUCGUCGCGGUGUACGAUCUCGGCGGAGGGACGUUUGACGUCUCCAUCCUCGAGAUCUCCGGUGGCGUCUUCGAGGUGAAGGCGACCAACGGCGACACGUUCCUCGGCGGCGAGGACUUCGACACCGCGCUUCUGGACAUGUUCACGUCGAACUUUAAGAAGGAGCAGGGGAUCGACCUGAAGAGCGACAAGCUCGCGGUGCAGCGCCUGCGCGAGGCUGCGGAGAAGGCGAAGAUUGAGCUCUCGUCCGCGAAGAGCACGGAUAUCAACCUUCCGUUCAUCACCGCGGACGCGUCAGGGCCGAAGCACAUGGCGAUGUCCAUGACGCGCUCGCAGCUCCAGGAGCUCGUGCAGCCGCUUCUCGACAGGACGAAGGACCCGUGCCGGUCGUGCCUCAAGGACGCGGGCGUCUCCGCGAGCGAGAUCAACGAAGUUCUUCUCGUCGGCGGGAUGUCGCGCAUGCCGAAGGUGCACGAGAUUGUCAAGGACCUCUUCGCCGGGAAGGAGCCGAACAAGGGCGUGAACCCGGACGAGGUCGUCGCCAUGGGCGCGGCGAUCCAGGGCGGCGUCCUCCGCGGUGACGUCAAGGAUAUCCUCCUCCUCGACGUCACGCCGCUGUCGCUCGGGAUCGAGACCCUCGGCGGCGUCUUCACGCGUCUCAUCAACCGCAACACGACGAUUCCGACGAAAAAGUCGCAGACGUUUUCCACCGCGGCGGACAACCAGACCCAGGUCGGGAUCAAGGUUCUGCAAGGCGAGCGCGAGAUGGCCGCGGACAACAAGAUCCUCGGGAACUUUGACCUCAUGGGCAUCCCCCCCGCGCCGAGAGGGUCCCCCCAGAUCGAGGUCACGUUCGACAUCGACGCGAACGGCAUCGUGAACGUCAGCGCGCGCGACAAGGCGACGAACAAGGAGCAGCAGAUCACGAUCCAGUCCUCCGGCGGUCUGUCCGACGCGCAGGUCGAGCAGAUGGUCCGCGACGCCGAGUCGCACGCGGACGCGGACAAGCAGCGGAAGGAGCUCAUCGAAGCGAAGAACGAGGCGGACACGUUGAUUUACAGCGCGGACAAGAACCUCUCGGAGCACGGGGACAAAGUCCCCGCGGAGGUGAAGGACGGCAUCAAGGAGGCGCAAGGGAACCUGCGCUCCGCGAUCGAGGCGGAGGACCUGGAGCAGGUCCGGGAGAAGAUCAACGAGCUGCAGCAGGCGGUCAUGAAGAUCGGCGAGGCGAUCAACAAGGGCGCGGCCGGCGGCGGCGACGAGCAGCCCGCGGCGGAGGAGGAGGAGCCGAAGAAGGAGGAAGAGAGCGGCGAGGAGAAAAAGUGAAAGUGACGAGAGCCGUCGCGCGCGCGGCGUGGGAAGGAGGGAGGGAGGGAGUGGAUUUUUUGAUAUCGCAGAGCUCGUCGCUUGUUUAAUGAGCAUCGCCGUUCGAGCC